Messenger RNA from Dalotia coriaria, 1293 nucleotides. Its product is annotated as cGMP-dependent protein kinase, isozyme 1-like. The record is from RefSeq and is a predicted model, not a curated record. Gene Ontology annotation, molecular function: cGMP-dependent protein kinase activity; ATP binding. Gene Ontology annotation, biological process: protein phosphorylation. Lineage: Eukaryota; Metazoa; Arthropoda; Insecta; Coleoptera; Staphylinidae.
AUAAUUCGUCAAGGUGCAACUGGUGACACAUUCUUCAUUAUGAGCAGCGGCCGGGUAAAAAUCACUCAACGUAAACCAGGCACUUUAGAAGAUGAACAAAUACGUACCUUACAACGUGGUGAUUAUUUCGGAGAGCAAGCUUUGUUGAAAGAAGACUACCGCACUGCUUCCGUGAUAGCUCUUCAUCCAGGUGUAGAAUGUUUAACCCUAGACCGCGAUUCUUUCAUUCAACUCAUCGGGGACCUAAGCGAAAUCAAAGAAAAAGAUUACGGUGACACACAUCGUAAACUAGCGCGUCCAAUUAGCAGUUCCAAUAUGCAGGAACUAGCUGAAUAUGAUUAUAUUCAAUUGGACGAUUUAGAUGUGGUUGCUACUUUGGGUAUAGGUGGUUUCGGACGUGUGGAACUCGUGCAGUACUGGGACCAAUCCCUAACAUUCGCUCUCAAGUGUCUUAAGAAGCAGCAUAUCGUAGACACACACCAACAGGAACAUAUCUUCAGUGAAAAGAGUGUCAUGAUGGGAUGUCGUAGUAAAUUCAUCUGCAGAAUGUAUAAAACGUUUAAAGAUGCGAAAUAUGUUUACAUGCUACUGGAAGCGUGUCUUGGUGGUGAGGUAUGGACGAUUCUAAGAGAUCGGAGUUGUUUUGAUGAAUACACCACCCGGUUUAUUACUGCUUGUGUUGUGGAAGCAUUUGAUUACCUACAUGCGAGAGGUAUAAUCUAUAGAGACCUAAAACCAGAGAAUUUACUGCUGGACGGUAAAGGUUAUGUUAAAUUAGUCGAUUUUGGUUUUUCAAAACGCUUAGGAUACAGUAGUAAAACAUGGACGUUUUGUGGUACACCAGAGUAUGUUUCGCCCGAGACUAUUCUCAAUAAAGGACAUGAUCGUGCUGUUGAUUACUGGGCAUUGGGUAUAUUGAUGCAUGAAUUACUCACUGGAAAUCCGCCAUUUGCUGCAAAUGACCCGAUGCGUACAUACAAUCUCAUAUUGAAAGGUAUAGAUAUGAUUGACUUUGCGAAACACAAUAUAAGCAGGACAGCGCAGAGUUUGAUCAAGAAAUUGUGUAGAGAUCUACCGUCUGAAAGACUCGGAUAUCAACGAGGUGGUAUUCAAGAUAUUAAAAAACAUAAAUGGUUUCAAGGAUUUGAUUGGGAUGGUCUUAUUAGUGGUAAUUUACAAGCUCCGAUUGUACAAUCAAUAAGAGGACCUUCGGAUUUUACUAAUUUUGACACGUUUAGCAAAGAUAAUAACAUACCUGCUGAUGAGACCUCUGGCUGGGAGAAAGAUUUUUAA